GGUCCGAAUUUUAGGGAGGAACGCCCGACUCCACCGUUAUCCAAUCUCCACGGGAAGGAGCAGCAGAGGGAAACGACUCUCUUCUAUGUGUUCGGUCGGUGGGAGUUGACGGGUAAGCGAGGGACUCUGGCGUCCCAACAUCUAUCUGUGUCGUCCACAAGGCUGUUCCCCUGGCCUUCACUGGUUUCUGGGUUCCGCUCUUUUUGUCUGUUCGUUCUGUCACGUGUUCGUUCCCGCUCUUCUCCCUUUUCGUAGAUUGUUCAGCAUUCGUUGGAUAUCUGGUUCUCUCUGCGGCUUGCUGGCGCUCCUGCCCACCUCUGUGGCCCCUACCCAGAAGCCAGAGGGAGCAAAGGAGAGAGAAGAAGCUAAGAGGAGAGAGUGGGACCGUGAGAGAGAAGGUUUGGAGCACUUGGAAGAGGAAAAGAAGGAGCUUGGUGGAGCUUCUGAGGCUCACGAAAGAGGAAGAAUGAGUAGUUCACCGGAUAAGGGAGAAGCUAUCGAGUCUGUGGAGCAAAUUCCGUCCGCUAAGGACGCGGAUGUUGUCUCUGUCGAGCUGCCUGCCCCCAAUGGAUGGUUCAAAAAGUUUAUUCCGAAGAAGGGAGGAACACCAAGGAGAAGUGAGAUUGUUUUUAUCUCACCAACUGGUGAGGAAAUCAGGAGCAAGAAGCAGCUGGACAAAUACCUCAAAGAACACCCUGGGAGCCCUUCUUCUACAGAAUUUGAUUGGGGGACUGGUGAUACACCUAGACGGUCUGCUAGAAUCAGUGAAAAGCUCAAGGCAGCAGAAACACCUGAACAUGAGCCUCCUAAAAAGCGUGCAAGGAGCUCAUCAAGCUCAAAGAAGGUUGGCAAGAAGAAAGGCAAUGAAGAAGCAGAAGGCCCAAAUGAGGAGGAAGAUGCAGUUGUUGAAACAGAAAAUGGAGCUAGCAAGGAUGUGGAAAUGUCAGAUGCUUUCAAAAGUGAUGAUGAAGCUGAGAAACAUGCUGGAGAAGAUGCAACAGAUAAGGAUGACAUUAAGCAGGGUGGCAAGAAGCCACUUGAAGAUGGGAAAAUAGAUUUAAAAGACAAGGAAGAAGAUGACACGGAGAAGCCUAUCGAAGUUGGUGAGGUAGAUCUCAAGAAAGAAGAAGAUAAGGACAAGCCAGUUGAGGACGAUAAGGUAAACCUUGAAGAGAAGGAAGAAGAUAACAAUGAGAAACUAGUUGCAGAUGGUAAGGUAGAUAUCGGGGAGAAGGAAGAAGAUAACAAACAGCCAGUUGAAUACAGUGAGAAAGGUAUCGUGCAGAAGGACGAAGAUGACGAGGAGAAGUCCAUUAAACACAGUGAGGAAGAUCUCCAGGAUAAGAAAGAAGAUGACAAGGAGAAGCCAGUUCAAGGCUGUAAUGAAGAACUUAAAGAGAAGUUGCUUCCCCAGCCGGAGAGUCUGACUGAUGAAAAGGUAGAGGAAAGGACAGCUAAUAGUGAAGUCAGUAAGGAAGUUCAACCGUUAGCAACUGACUUGAAUAUGGAGCAGUCGUCGGAGAAAGAUAAUAAGGGUGCUGACCCUUCAUUUCCAUCAAAGGACGCCUCCACGGAGGCGACAGAAAUUGCUCCACUUGAAAAUGAUGAGAAGACAGAUGAGAGCUCGGAGGAGGUCCAAGAAAAACAUUCCUUGAGCAAUGAAGACGGCCAGCAAGCCCCCACAACAUCAACAACCAACUGCUGAAAUCAUCCAAGGAAACGUUCUUGUUCUUCUUUCUAGUUUCUGUGUCUGUACUGUGUUCUCUUUACAAUUGUCCCAGAACUCUAGUCGAUAGCAUGACCCAGGCACUCACAGCUUUUCCUACCCCUGAACUACGAUUCCAUUUCUAUCAGACGGAAGGCCUAUAUUGUAGGUUACAACAUGUACUGUUAUUUAGGAACCUGGAAAUUCCUCAUCUCUAACCUUCAAAUGGAUAUUUAACAUUCAAUAUUUUUGGUUCUUUUAUUGCAUAACCUAAAGCCUGUUGGAUGGCAGCAAUUGCUAAUGCUUGUGGCUAACUGAGAUCAGUAUCAUCUGGAUUUGUAUCCAUAUUGCCUGGAAUACAGUUCUUUGUUGAAAUAAUCGCAUAAUUUACUCAA
Molecule: messenger RNA, 2100 nt
Organism: Nymphaea colorata (pocket water lily)
Lineage: Eukaryota; Viridiplantae; Streptophyta; Magnoliopsida; Nymphaeales; Nymphaeaceae
Product: methyl-CpG-binding domain-containing protein 11-like
Exons: 3
Coding region: 467-1705 (412 amino acids)
Molecular function (GO): DNA binding
Source: RefSeq, a predicted model, not a curated record